AUGCCAAGAACAGGGAAGAUAAUACCAGCACUGGAUAUCAUAGAGGGCCUGGACCCACAAUGUCGAAAUGAAGACGAAAGGCUAAUUUUAGGGCGUGCACGAGCUAAACGUGGAACAUCUCUUGUCGAGGAUGCUACCAGUACCACUUGUGAAGAUUAUUUAAGUUCAGGGAUAACGUUGAAGGAUAUGUUAAUCGAACUAUCGUUGCCUUGUACAACACCUCUUCACGAUGUUGCUUGUGAAGGCCCUACCAUCCUUUCUCUUGAAAUCUUGAGGCUAAAGCCUUCUUUAGGGAAGAAGUUGAACCUUGAUGGGCUUAGUCCCUUGGACCUGGUUUUGCAUAAUGGACAUGACAGUACUGCGAAGCAGCUUGUCAAUCAUGAUCCAAACCUCAUUCGUGUCCCAGGGAAGGGAGGAAUCACUCAUUUGCAUUAUGUGGUAGAAACAGAAAAAAUAGAUCAUUUGAUCAAAUUUCUCCUGGAAUGCCCAUCCUCAAUCAAGGAUUUGACUAUUCGAAUGAGACUAUUUUGCAUAUUGCUAUCAAAAAUGGAAAGUUUAGAGCUUUCAAGGCUUUGCUUGGUUGGAUUAUGA
Molecule: messenger RNA, 591 nt
Organism: Fraxinus pennsylvanica
Lineage: Eukaryota; Viridiplantae; Streptophyta; Magnoliopsida; Lamiales; Oleaceae
Source: the annotation of a GenBank genome assembly